Molecule: messenger RNA, 1563 nt
Organism: Clonostachys rhizophaga
Lineage: Eukaryota; Fungi; Ascomycota; Sordariomycetes; Hypocreales; Bionectriaceae
Source: the annotation of a GenBank genome assembly
AUGGCUCCCCGAAUGCUCUGGCCGAGGGCCUUAAAAGCCUCAUGUAAAUAUGGCUCCAAUCCCGCGCUCCUCCUUGCCAGGACCUUCUCGGCCACAGCCAGGCGGGCAGAGAUCAACAAGGUCUAUCCCUCUGCAGCUGAGGCCCUGAAAGAUAUGAAGGGCGACAGCACUCUGCUCUGCGGUGGAUUCGGCCUCUGCGGUGUGCCAGAUACGCUCAUCAACGAGGUCGCCAAGAAGGGGAUCAAGGGGAUCACAGCCGCCUCAAACAAUGCGGGUACCGACAACAGCGGUCUGGGCAAGCUCCUCAAGUCUGGGCAGAUCAAAAAGAUGAUCGCUUCAUAUAUUGGAGAAAAUAAGACCUUUGAGAGCAUGUAUCUGAAUGGACAGGUCGAACUGGAGCUCACGCCCCAAGGAACGCUUGCAGAGCGGUGCGCCGCUGGAGGCAAAGGUAUCCCGGCAUUUUACACUCCCGCUGCCUACGGCACCGUUGUGCAAACGGGCGAGCUACCGGUGCGACACAGGCCCGACGGUACACCUGAACUCUACAACCCUCCAAAGGACGUCAAGGUGUUCAAUGGGAAAUCGUACCUGCUGGAACACAGCAUUGCGGGAGACUACGCCUUUGUCAAGGCAUACCGCGCCGACAAGCUCGGUAAUUGCCAGUUCCGCCUCGCUGCCCAGAACUUCAACGGCGCCAUGGGCCGCAAUGCUAAGAUGACCAUCGUGGAGGCGGAGGAAAUUGUCGAGCCGGGAGAGAUCCCGCCCGAGGCGGUCCAUCUCCCCGGCAUCUACGUCAAGCGCGUCAUCAAGAGCACGGCGGAGAAGGGCAUUGAGAAGUACACAUUCGCACAGGACCCCAACGACCCUGACUCAAAAGCCAAGAGCGCCCUGGGGACUGGUGAGACGGCGGCAAAGCGAGAACGCAUCGUUCGUCGCGCCGCCAAGGAGUUUAAGAAUGGCAUGUAUGCUAAUCUGGGAAUUGGCAUGCCUAUGCUCGCGCCCAGCUUCGUCGGGCCCGAGGUCGAAGUCCAGCUUCAGAGUGAAAAUGGGAUUCUGGGACUUGGACCCUAUCCCCAACGUGGGCAAGAAGACGCCGACCUGAUCAACGCGGGCAAAGAGACUGUCACGUUGAAGCCGGGCGCAUCUGUCUUUGGCUCCGAGGAGAGCUUUGGCAUGAUCAGAAGCGGCAGGAUUGACCUGACCAUCCUCGGCGCGAUGCAGGUCAGUGCCCGGGGUGAUCUAGCUAACUGGAUGCUCCCUGGAAAGGUCAAGGGCUUCGGAGGUGCGAUGGAUUUGGUAAGUAACCCUUCCAAGACGAAGGUUGUGGUCACCAUGGAGCAUACGGAUAAGAAGGGCAACCCAAAGAUCUUGAAGCAAUGCGCGUUCCCUCUGACCGGGAAGGCAUGCGUUUCGAGAAUCAUUACUGAACUUGCCGUCUUUGAUGUGGACUUUGCUCAUGGGCUGACGCUUAUCGAAAUUGCGGACGGUGUGACAGUGGAUGAAGUCAAGGCCAAGACCGAGGCUCCCUUCACCGUAGCAGAGGACCUGAAGCCUAUGCUUUGA